Linum trigynum is the source of this 971-nucleotide messenger RNA. The record is from the annotation of a GenBank genome assembly. NCBI's taxonomy places the organism in Eukaryota, Viridiplantae, Streptophyta, Magnoliopsida, Malpighiales, Linaceae.
CGAAACCCUCUGAUAUGGUCGAUGACUCAUGGUCGUCUUCUUUCUCCUCUUCGACUGGUUGUGAAGGCGCGGUGCUGGUUGCAGCUUCGGCAGAAGUGAUGAUUCGUGUCUCAACGGAGGUCUCCAUCCCCUGGCCAACGGUAGGCGAUCAGAUCAUUGAUGACGAUGGGGGAGCAGAGAGACAGGGAGACGCGUCGGCCACCCAAUCUUCCUCGCCUGAUCUCUGCUUCUUCUCCCUGAAUCGCCAGUUCACCAUGCAGCUCGCCCUCAUCCUUUGCUCGUUUUCUCUAGCCUGCACCUUCCACAAUGACUCGCAGGCCCGUGGGUCUCCUUCUACUGCUUCUUGCUGUUCACUUCAUUUGGUUGUGAUGUCGGUGCGAUUUGCAGCAUCUACGCCUGUGUUGGGAAGGAUCCGUAGCAUCUUUGCCUGCGUGGUUGCGGCAGAGAGAGCCUCCAAUUUCAUCGGACACAUGGUACCACUCAGCUGUGGCUGGCCCACUGCCGUCUCCCGCUGUGGCAGUGCGAUGAUGGUGGUGGAUGAUGCCAUGAUUGUAGGCAAAACCACCACAGGAUCCGGUUCCUCCUUGGCGACGAAUUCUUCCUUUUUAUCAUCAUAGUCGUCGUUCCACCAGCCAUCAUCAUCGUCCCAAUCAGAUGACGCCAACUGUGCCAAAAGUUGGUUCAUGUCCUCCUUCCUCGUAUUGAUGCCAGCUGUGUUUAGGUUGACGGUGCUAACCUGCCAUCUCGUCCCAUAUUUGUCAUUGAGAGCUUUCAGCUGGUGAUAACAAUCUUGCAAAACAUGAUCGAAGUCAUCCCGGUUGAGAGUUGGUUGAGAGUUGUGAUGAACUCAAAUUCGUAAUCAUGGCUUUGAUACCACUGUUAGAAAUCCAGUUAUUAGAGUUUUUAAGGACUGACGUAACCGGAUAGAUAGAAAGGGAUUUAGGGUUUGAGAAUAGAAAUUAGGAAUUUAG